This is a messenger RNA of Trichoderma harzianum CBS 226.95, 519 nucleotides long. RefSeq lists its product as hypothetical. Lineage: Eukaryota; Fungi; Ascomycota; Sordariomycetes; Hypocreales; Hypocreaceae. Bases 97 to 480 code for a protein of 127 amino acids. The record is from RefSeq and is a predicted model, not a curated record. The transcript has a single exon.
CUCCAACUUCGAUGUACGGCACGGCAAGGUUCGACUUGGUUAGGUUUCAAUCUCGGGCCAGCAAGGCCCGCAUCUGCAUGGACGGCUGCUACCGACAUGCUGGCUCCAGUGUCAGUCAGUCAUGCCCUUCUUUACCUUGAUUUCAUGUUUAUUUUUGUCUUUGUUUUCGCCGCGUGUGGUUUAUUGACUUGCAAUUCGAUGUUUUUGCCGCACAAGCGCAUGCGUGUGCCGAGACACUUGCGGGAGAGACAGUGUCAGAACCGCUCGACACCACCAUGGUUCGUCCUUGGACAUGGCACCAAAGACGGAAUCGCCAUGAUGUGCGUCGCAUUUCUGGCCUGUUUCGACACUCUGAAAUUGCACACCCCAAAAUCCGCAUCGCUAGGGGACCGACUGAGAAACGCAUUCCGUUUCUCGCCUUGUCAUCUGCCUCCAUACUUGGUACCUGCGCCAGCUACCUUCAGGGCUAGUGAAACCUAGGCAGCCCCUGGCAGGGAGAAGAGGAGCAUUGGACCCCCC